AUGGCUUUUAAGUUCGUCGCUCUUCUUGCCCUCAUCGCCGCCGCCAGCGCAGGUGUCUUGCCCGCCGCUCAGGUGUACCAUGCCGCUCCUGCUGUGGCCACCUACCACCAUGCCGCUCCAGCUGUGGCCACCUACCACCAUGCCGCUCCAGCUGUGGCCACCUACCACCAUGCCGCUCCAGCUGUGGCCACCUACCACCAUGCCGCCCCCGCUGCCGUUGUCAAGACUGUGGCACAGCCCGUGUACGCCAAGGCUGCCGAGGAAUACGAUCCCCAUCCCCAGUACAAGUACGCCUACGAUGUCCAGGACUCGCUCUCCGGCGACUCCAAGAGCCAGGUGGAGGAGCGCGAUGGUGAUGUCGUUCGUGGCGAAUACUCUCUGAUCGAUGCUGAUGGCUACAAGCGCACCGUUCAAUACACUGCCGAUCCCAUCAACGGCUUCAACGCUGUGGUGAACCGCGAACCCCUCGUCAAGGCCGUUGCUGUGGCUCCAGUUGUCAAGGCCGUCGCUGCUGCCCCCGUUGUGGCUCACUACGCCGCCCCAGCUGUCGUGAAGACGGUCGCCCCCGCCUACACCACCUACCAUCACUAA
Molecule: messenger RNA, 591 nt
Organism: Scaptodrosophila lebanonensis
Lineage: Eukaryota; Metazoa; Arthropoda; Insecta; Diptera; Drosophilidae
Product: larval cuticle protein A2B-like
Exons: 2
Coding region: 1-591 (196 amino acids)
Cellular component (GO): extracellular matrix
Source: RefSeq, a predicted model, not a curated record